Nylanderia fulva is the source of this 3086-nucleotide messenger RNA. RefSeq names its product lysosomal alpha-glucosidase. NCBI's taxonomy places the organism in Eukaryota, Metazoa, Arthropoda, Insecta, Hymenoptera, Formicidae. Gene Ontology annotation, molecular function: alpha-1,4-glucosidase activity; carbohydrate binding. Gene Ontology annotation, biological process: carbohydrate metabolic process. The record is from RefSeq and is a predicted model, not a curated record.
AGCGAUUAAUGAUAAUAUUAUCCUUUGUGUGUGUUGUGGCUUUAUUUCUGUGCCACCUUAGUUUUCCAUUUUAUCUAAGAUUACAAAUUCAGUAAUCACCACCAUGAAUAACUAUAAUGUAGAAAUACGGUUUACGAUUUUUAUGCCUGAUAAUACUACCGAAAAUGAAGAAUCUCAGCAUAUAUUAAUGGAUUCUUUUGAUAUACACAUUGCACAACAAAAGUAUGAUUAUAAAAUAAUAUCUUUAAAAGAAGAAAAUUCAUUUGAACAAAACACUUUUAAUAAUGCUGAACAAUGCACCAAUGUUCCUGAAUCAUUACGCUUUGAUUGUCAUCCAGAGGAUGGAGCAUCGCAACUUUCCUGUACAGACAGAGGAUGUUGUUGGAAUCCUCUUGAUAGAAAAAAAAUUGCAGGACGUGUACCACUAUCUAUUCCUUACUGUUAUUAUCCUGAGGAAUGGAAUCUGUAUAAAUAUAUUAACCAAAGUAGUGAUGGUAGCAAUUUCUUAGGCUUUCUCAACCAAGAGAAAAAAUCUAUAUACAAGAAUGAUGUGCCUCUUGUAAAGAUUGAAGCUUCAAGCAUAGACAGUUCAAUUUUGCGUGUAAAGAUAUAUGAUCCCUUGAAAAGCCGAUACGAGCCACCAUGGCCACUUAGAUCAGAUCCACAACCAUUUUUAUUUAAAACUAGUGAUACAGCAUAUCACUUUAAAAGUGAUAAUGUAAAACCUGGCUUUAAGAUUGAUAGAGUCAGUGAUGGCACAACAUUAUUUAAUUCUAUUGGGAUUGGAGGUUUCAUAUUUGCUGAUCAGUUCCUGCAAAUAACCACUUUGCUGCCAACGAGCAAUAUUUAUGGUGUUGGCGAACACAGAUCAAGCUUAAAAUUAAAUACUAAUUGGCAGUCAUUUACUUUAUUUAACAAAGAUCAACCACCGACAGAAAACGCAAAUUUAUAUGGAUCUCAUCCAUUUUAUAUUGUUGUUGAGGAUUCUGGAAUGGCUCAUGGAGUUUUAUUUUUAAACAGUAAUGCUAUGGAGGUGAUAUUGCAGCCUACACCGGCAUUAACAUUUAGGACAAUUGGUGGUAUUUUUGAUAUCUACUUUUUCUUGGGACCAACCCCAGCCGAUGUGGUGAAACAAUAUUCAGAAAUUGUAGGCAAACCAUUCAUGCCACCUUAUUGGUCCCUUGGUUUCCAUUUAUGCAGAUUUGGAUAUGAAACCUUGGACAAAACUAGAGCAGUAUGGAAUAGAACGAGAACAGCCGGAAUUCCAUUUGAUACCCAAUGGAAUGAUUUGGAUUAUAUGGACAAAAACAAUGACUUUACAUAUAAUAAAGAGAAGUUCAAAGAUUUGCCCAAGUUUAUAGACGAAAUUCACUCGGUAGGAAUGCAUUACAUUCCUUUAAUAGAUGCUGGCAUAUCUGCUGCCGAAGAAAGUGGUUCUUAUCUACCUUAUGACGAAGGAAUGAAACAAGAUAUAUUCGUAAAAGACGGUAUAACACAUAAACCUUUCAUUGGCAAAGUCUGGAAUUUGGUCUCCACAGUAUGGCCUGAUUUUACAAAUCCUAAAACGAUAGAGUACUAUGCAAAUAUGAUGGGCAAUAUGCAUGACAGUUUUGCGUACGAUGGCGCAUGGAUCGAUAUGAACGAACCAUCAAACUUCUACAAUGGUCAUAAGAACGGCUGUACGUAUAACAAUCUGGAUUAUCCCGAAUAUGUACCCAAUGUUGUCGGUAAUUUACUCGCUACGAAGACUCUGUGCAUGAAUGCAAAACAUUAUUUGGGUUCUCAUUAUAAUCUUCACAAUACCUAUGGAACUAGUCAAGCGAUUGCAACAAAUUAUGCCCUGAGGAAGAUCAGACAGAAAAGACCAUUUAUAAUUUCGCGUUCAACAUGGGUAGGACACGGUCAUUACGCGGGCCAUUGGACAGGCGAUGUUUAUUCAUCAUGGCAUGAUUUAAGGAUGAGCAUUCCGGCUAUUUUAUCACUCAACUUCUAUCAAAUCCCAAUGGUAGGCGCUGACAUUUGUGGUUUUGAUGGAAAUACAACUGCAGCAUUGUGCAAUCGCUGGAUGCAACUUGGUGCUUUCUAUCCAUUUUCUCGAAAUCAUAAUUCCGACAGUACAAUUGAGCAGGAUCCAGUUGCUAUGGGCGAUUUAGUUGUACAAUCGUCAAAGAAUGCUCUCAGAAUACGUUAUCGACUUCUACCGUAUUUGUAUACCUUAUUCUUCAGAGCACAUAAGUUUGGCGAAACAGUAGCGCGUCCGUUAUUUUUUGAGUUCAUCAAUGAUCAACAGACUUAUGACAUUGAUACGCAAUUUCUUUGGGGAAGUGCGCUUAUGAUUAAUCCAGUUCUUGAAGAAAAUAAAACGAAUGUAGCUGUUUAUAUACCACGUGGCCUGUGGUAUGAUUAUUAUAGUCUUCAUUUCUUCUUUUCUAUUGGAAAACAUUAUACAUUAUCCGCACCGAUCGAUAAAAUACCAUUAUUGAUUCGUGGAGGUUCGAUACUUCCAGCACAGAAACCGGGUGUAACGACGACAGAGAGCAGAAAGAAUAAUUUUGAAUUGAUAGUAGCAUUAAGCGAAGCUGGAAAUGCUACAGGAGAACUGUAUUGGGAUGAUGGUGAUAGUAUAGAUUCGGUAAAAAAGAAGGAAUAUUUGUGGUUAUCUUUCUCUGCAAUGAAAUCUAAGAAUGAGUCAUCCUGGACAUUACUAAACACACAAAUAAAUCGUUCUUUUAAUGAAGAGGUGAUUCUUGCAAAAGUUCAAAUUUUGGGAUUACAGAAACAAGUGUCCAAAGUACUCCUAAAUAAGAAUGAGAUAGGAUUUAAAUACGAUACUUUUACAUCUAGUCUGAGUAUCACUGGCUUGCAAGUGGACAUGAGGCAAUUAUUUGUAUUUAAUUGGUAUUAAUAGCUCAAUGAAAGCAGUGAUAAACGAUACUACUAAUUUUAUAUAAAUUUAUGAUCACAUGUGUAAAUCUCAUAGUGUAAUAAUUAAUAUAUAUAUAUAUAUAUAUAUAUAUAUAUAUAUAUAUUUGAGGUAAAAACAUAUUUACGUUACUAGAUAUUAUAUAUAAGUGAUAGAUAUUUUA